Molecule: messenger RNA, 1326 nt
Organism: Gastrolobium bilobum
Lineage: Eukaryota; Viridiplantae; Streptophyta; Magnoliopsida; Fabales; Fabaceae
Product: receptor-like cytoplasmic kinase 176
Exons: 6
Coding region: 1-1326 (441 amino acids)
Biological process (GO): protein phosphorylation
Molecular function (GO): protein kinase activity; ATP binding
Source: RefSeq, a predicted model, not a curated record
AUGGGUGGUUGCUUUAGCAAUAGGAGGAUUAAGGGUGUGAGCCCUUCUUCCAUUACAGGGUUCACUUCUAGUUCUAGAAGUGUACGUGUAAACGUAAGCAGGAGGAGUGGCCAUGACAUCAGCUCCUCAAAUAAUAGCAGCAGUAAUUCAUCAUCAGCCUCCAUAUCUGUCACUACUACUUCUAGAAGUGACGAUGAGAUCUUGCAGCAAUCUUCCAAUUUGAAAAGCUUCAGCUACAGUGAACUAAGAGCAGCCACAAGAAAUUUCCGCCGAGAUAGUGUCUUAGGGCAGGGUGGAUUUGGUUCUGUUUUUAAGGGCUGGAUUGAUGAGCAUUCACUUGCUCCUACCAAACCAGGAAUCGGCAUGAUUGUUGCUGUAAAGAGGCUUAACCAAGAGGGCUUCCAGGGUCACAAAGAAUGGUUGGCUGAAAUCAACUAUCUUGGGCAUCUGCAGCAUCCUAAUCUUGUCAAGUUAAUAGGAUACUGCUUCGAGGAUCAGCAUCGGCUUCUGGUUUAUGAAUUUAUGCCUAAGGGCAGCAUGGACAAUCAUCUCUUCAGAAGAGGUUCUUAUUAUCAGUCAUUCUCUUGGAGUUUACGAUUGGAAAUAGCCCUUGAGGCUGCAAGGUGUCUCGCUUUUCUCCAUAGUACAGAACCUAAAGUCAUAUACCGUGACUUUAAAACUUCAAAUAUCCUACUUGAUGCUAACUAUAAGCCCAAACUCUCUGAUUUUGGGUUGGCCAGAGAUGGGCCAACUGGUGAUAAAACCCAUGUCUCUACUAGGGUCAUCGGAACCCGUGGAUAUGUGGCACCGGAGUAUCUUGCAACAGGUCAUCUCACUGCAAAGAGUGAUGUAUAUAGUUUCGGAGUAGUUCUUCUCGAAAUAAUAUCAGGAAGACGAGCUAUAGACAAUAACAAACCACCUGGAGAACAUAACCUAGUUGAAUGGGCCAAACCUUACCUAUCCAACAAACGCCGAGUUUUUCGAGUAAUGGAUCCGCGUCUUGAGGGACAAUAUUCCCAUACUCGAGCUCAAGCAGCAGCCACACUUGCUUUGCAAUGUCUUGCUGCAGUACCUAAAAGCAGGCCAAAUAUGGAUGAAGUGGUAAGAGCAUUAGAGCUGCUUCAGGAACCAAAGGACAUGCAGAAAAAAAAUUGUCUUCAGAAAGAGCAUCGCGAACGCAGUUCUGCACUCGGCCAUCCCAACGGCCGCCCUACUGCUGACAAAGGUAGUGCAGAUGCUCCCAGAAAGGCUUCUGCUUAUCCUAGGCCUGAGUUUUGUGAUGUGGCCAGUUGUUGUAGGAAGAACGUAAAAAGUUCAGAGAUAUAG